Messenger RNA from Knipowitschia caucasica, 1128 nucleotides. The record is from the annotation of a GenBank genome assembly. Lineage: Eukaryota; Metazoa; Chordata; Actinopteri; Gobiiformes; Gobiidae.
AUGCUGCGUCCCCUGUGUCUGGUUCUGCCUGUGGAACCUGUGUCUGGUUCUGCCUGCGUCCCCUGUGUCUGGUUCUGCCUGUGUCCCUUGUGUCUGGUUCUGCCUGUGGAACCUGUGUCUGGUUCUGCCUGUGGAACCUGUGUCUGGUUCUGCCUGCGUCCCCUGUGUCUGGUUCUGCCUGUGUCCCCUGUGUCUGGUUCUGCCUGUGUCCCCUGUGUCUGGUUCUGCCUGUGGAACCUGUGUCUGGUUCUGCCUGUGUCCCCUGUGUCUGGUUCUGCCUGUGUCCCCUGUGUCUGGUUCUGCCUGUGUCCCCUGUGUCUGGUUCUGCCUGUGUCCCCUGUGUCUGGUUCUGCCUGUGUCCCCUGUGUCUGGUUCUGCCUGUGGAACCUGUGUCUGGUUCUGCCUGUGGAACCUGUGUCUGGUUCUGCCUGUGUCCCCUGUGUCUGGUUCUGCCUGUGGAACCUGUGUCUGGUUCUGCCUGUGGAACCUGUGUCUGGUUCUGCCUGUGUCCCCUGUGUCUGGUUCUGCCUGUGGAACCUGUGUCUGGUUCUGCCUGUGGAACCUGUGUCUGGUUCUGCCUGUGUCCCCUGUGUCUGGUUCUGCCUGUGUCCCCUGUGUCUGGUUCUGCCUGUGGAACCUGUGUCUGGUUCUGCCUGUGUCCCCUGUGUCUGGUUCUGCCUGUGGAACCUGUGUCUGGUUCUGCCUGUGGAACCUGUGUCUGGUUCUGCCUGUGGAACCUGUGUCUGGUUCUGCCUGUGUCCCCUGUGUCUGGUUCUGCCUGUGGAACCUGUGUCUGGUUCUGCCUGUGGAACCUGUGUCUGGUUCUGCCUGUGUCCCCUGUGUCUGGUUCUGCCUGUGUCCCCUGUGUCUGGUUCUGCCUGUGGAACCUGUGUCUGGUUCUGCCUGUGGAACCUGUGUCUGGUUCUGCCUGUGGAACCUGUGUCUGGUUCUGCCUGUGGAACCUGUGUCUCUCACAGUAAGUGCACACUCAUCACCCAGAGUGCUGCAUCAAUCUGCUCUAGUGUUUGCUCAGCAGUUUCUACAACACGCUUCAAGACGAGCAGAGCAAGGGUGGAAAGCUGUGAAAAUAUUACAUACAAAUGGUCAGAGGACUAUUUCUUCCUUUAA